UCAUAACAAUCUUCAUAACCAAAAGUAGGGGGAGAUGUUGUAUCACAUGCCAAGAAUAUGUAUGUAUGUUGUUCGAGGAAAACUCACCAUCUCAUCUUCAAAUAAUCGAAUCUAUAUUUUUUAAUAUAAUGUAAAUUAUUUCUUGGAAUGUCGAUGAUAAUUGAUAUUUUAGGGAUAUUAUUUGUAAAUUAUAAUACCUGAGAGAUAUGAAUGAUCGAAUUAUUGAAGCAAGUGAGUUUAGAACAUGGUUUUAGGCUUUUAGCAUGUAAUUGGAUGGAUUGGAUAUUGAUAAUAUCAUUAUUAUGUGAGCAACAUUUGUUUCACAUAUAAUUGAUCAAUCAAAGUUAGUAGCUGCCUAGUUGGAGGGAAGGAUCAUGUCAGUAACCCUAUGGUCAGUAAUAAUGAGUAACCUGUCCACAUCAGCAUGACAUCAGUAUUAUCUCUCUCCUGGAAAGUCUUUUAUAUAUUCCCCUUUAAUCUUUACGGACGAUUUCUCACUCGUUUUAAGUCGAAACUUAAUUUUUUUGCACAGAUAAAUCAGAUUAAAUGUGUUCUUUAAAAUGAUAUCCACUUUGAUAUAUUUUUAGUAGAAAAAAAAUUGAAUUAUUUUUUACCAGUCAUUACCAUAUGGUAUGCUCCUAUUUAAUACCUUAUGGUAAGAAAGCGUACGAUGAUGGUAUGAACAUACCAAUAUGGUAAGAAGGUUGAAUACAUGAUAGUAGGAGUAUACUAACUGUCAUUUACGACUUUCAUCAUUGUUUACUACAAGUUACUACCCACACACCAUAGUGGUAAAGUAUGGUAAUUUUUUAUCCAGUAUUUUUUUUUCACCCUGAAAUUUAUAGAUCCAAUAGAUCAUGAUGAACUCGUUUCUUCUGAGCAAACGGUUUAAAAAACGAAGAAAUUACCAUAUGGUAUGUAGUUGAUAAAAAAAAAGUUUCUCGAAAUAUAUUGAAAAUUGAUCUCAUUUUGUAGAGCACAACGCACUCGUUCCAUUUAUGCAAAAAAAUAAAUAAAUUGAAAUUCGAGUUAGAACGAAGAAGAUAAGAGCCGAUUAAAAAAACUAGAGAAAAUAAAAUGUCUUUAAUUGACAAUCUUUAAAUCUGAAUUUUCUGGACCCACUUAAAUCUAAAAGUUUAUAUUUAGUUACUCAUAGGUCAGGUUACUGACCCUAUCCUAAGCCCUAGCUGGAUCGUGCAGGUUGUUGAUAAAACAUGUAGGAAUACUGGAAUAGGAUCACUGGAUCAGCAGCAGACGGCUGGCACAAAUGCAGACAUCAAAGGCCCAAACCUCACACUGGACAAACUAAAGGAAAAAUAAAGAGGCUCAAAUUUCUUUUUUGGGCCCAUAACAUAAGGCCCACCCAAUAAUAGUUCCCGCCCCGAGCCAACUCAGAGACCCGCCAGCCGGCAAGCCUUUCAUCUUCGCAUAGACAGUCGCCAAGUGACGGAAAAACACAGAAGAGAAUCAAUCAGGUCCUCGUGCUUCAAAAUCCGCUUCCGCCAUGGCUGUCUGAAACUAAACCCUAACUUGCUCCAUCCCCACCUGUCAGUGAAUACUAUCCCCCACCACCGGUGAGCGCAAUUUCCUGCUUGUCGUUGUUAGCUAUUCGGCUCCUGUAAAAAUUGACCGCCUUCUACUGUGUUCUAGUGUUUUCGAUAUUUAUACGCUCUUUUUGAUACAUUCAAAUACCGUUUCAGUUGCUCUUCUUGUUGAGGAAGAUGGGUACAAAAGUUGAGCCCACAUCGAGUUUGGAACUUGGUAAUGACAAACCAUCUACGAGCUCGUCUGUUCCGUCAACAGGCGCGCCAAAGGUCUCCAUUUUCGCGUCCAAGUCUGGCUUCGUAAUCCCCAAAAACAAGCUCUCUGGUUCUCUGGUUCCAAUCUUUCGAGGAGGUAAGAAGGUUGGUAGCAAUGAUGCAGCAGCAGCCGGUCAAGAAAGCGAUGGUGAUCUCCAGAGGAAGACGAAGUGGGGACCCGAUUUAGCACAGGAUGCUGCUGUGAAAAAGGGGAGGGUUUUAGCUUACCAGACUCGAGUGGAUCAAAUCGCACAACAGCUGUGUCAGGGGAAUCUCGAUCUAGGUGAAUAUGAGGACUCAGAAGCGUCUAUUGGACGUGCAGAUUUGAAGCCUUCCAAAUCACUAGUUGAGACUAAGGGAAGUUUGGAACUUGAGAAGCGCGAAGUCAUAGGCGAAAUACUCAAAUUGAAUCCAAGUUAUAAGGCUCCACCUGAUUACAAGCCUUUGCUUAAAGAAGCUGCAGUUGUUAUCCCUGUGAAAGAUCAUCCUGAACACAAUUUUGUUGAUCUGAUAUGUGGCCCUGGAAAUCAGACUCAGAAGCGAUUGGAGAAGGAAACUGGGGUAAAACUGCAAUUAUAUGGGAUUGAAUCUGGCAGCACGGAGAAGGUUGAAGUUUCAACUGCAGGUGCAAAUCAAACCCAUACUACUUACGACGAGUUGACCGUGCUGGUAUCUGCUGACACAUUCGAGAAAGUGGAUUCAGCAGUCUCUGUUAUCGAAUUACUAGUCUCCUCAGUACCGGGAAAUCAAGUGGCGGUUGAUAACACAGCAGAUAAUCAGACUCCGACUCCUGCUUCCUCCGACGUUGCGAAACAGGAAGCUGCACAGGUGGCAGUAGGGGAAGCUCUCCAAGGUGGUGAAUUUCGACAUCAGCAAGAACCGUGGAUGCCACAAGCCAUUUCUCUUGCUCCUAUAUAUCCAUCACCAAUGCUUAACAAUCCUCGAGAUCCCAACUUGCCUCCUCUCUUCAAUACAUCCCCACUGCAGUCACAUUUAGGAGGGCAACCUCCAUCAUUUCCACCAUCUAUGUUUAAUUCAGUCCCUCCUCAACCUCUUCCAACUGGGCAUCAUCCUCGGUCGAACCCUUACCCACCCCGAAAUUUUCCAACACCAGCCUCCCAACCUUUUCCAGCAAUGGCCCCUUCUCAGGGACAAAUGAUGAUACCCCGUCCAAAUUUUGCAUCUCCUCUAACAUCUCCCAAUAUAUCUGGAACGGAUUUAGCUUUUACAGGAAACAACAUUCAAUCCAGGCAGCAGCCGCCAGUUCAUCAGUUUCCCGGUGUUCGAAUGAGUAGUCAUUCUUCUGCCACACAAAAUGACUUUCAACCACCUCAACUGCCCAGGCCAAAUGUCAGUCUUGCACAUUUUCCUGGACCUCCGCCUGCUCCACCUAGAGGAAAUGCACAUCCAGCAGUCGGUCCUUUUCCUGGUACAACAACAAAUUUUUAUCCACCCAUGGGCAGGCAUCCGUCUGUAGCAUCAACAACUCCACAACAGCAGCAUUCUGUUCAUGGUGACUUCCAUUUUCAAAUGCAUCAUCAACUAAAUACACAUCCUCAAGCGAAUAGGCCAAUGAUGCAGCCAAAUUUGGCUCUUCAUCCUGGGGCUCACAUGUUCCAGAGGCCACCUCAGAUGGGAGGACAGAUGGGACUGGAUCGGCCUGAUGUUGCCGCCUUUGCUGGAUCUUCUUCAUUUCAACCUCGGCUUCCACAGAUGAUGUCGAGGGACUUGGGGCCAAUGAGGUCAGCAAAUCAAAUGCAACUUCACCAGCAAGCUUAUCGGCCAGUUCAAAUGACUAUGCCUCGAGAGGUUAUGGGUCCGAAUCAUCAACUGCUUGGUUCAAGAAAUCUGCCUUUCGGGUCAUCUAGGCCGGUCGCUGGGCAGCAAGUUUAUGACCCAUUCUCCCCCUCUGCUGCUUCUCAGCAGCCAGGAAUGGGAAGAAGAGCAGAUAACAAUGAUCCCGAAUAUGAAGAUUUGAUGGCUUCCGUGGGUUUGAAGUAAAGCUUUAACAAGUGUUCUGACGCUGUUGAACUCUUACUGUGAAGGAAUAGUCAUUUGUAAUGUUUUUGCCUUGAAACCUUCACCUUUGGCAUUAGCUGCUGAUUCUGAACUUCGAAUCGCAGAGUUGUUGCAUCCCGACUCCAUGAAUUGAUCGUUUAACCAAGAGUUUUAUGGUUCGUCUUAACGUAUAAUUUUCGCAUAUUGAAAGCACCUAUAGAUAUUUGACGUUGGAAGGAGACUACUACUCUACUAGAAUGUAUUUGUUAGGUCGAAUAUCAAUCAUUUGUGCGCAGAACUCUGCCUAUUUGUAACUUGUAAGUAGCUAGAGUUAUUUAGCAUUCAACAAGAAAUUGGAAACUGGCAC
Molecule: messenger RNA, 4164 nt
Organism: Linum trigynum
Lineage: Eukaryota; Viridiplantae; Streptophyta; Magnoliopsida; Malpighiales; Linaceae
Source: the annotation of a GenBank genome assembly